Dryobates pubescens (Downy woodpecker) is the source of this 1647-nucleotide messenger RNA. RefSeq names its product RNA-binding region-containing protein 3-like. The record is from RefSeq and is a predicted model, not a curated record. Bases 21 to 1586 code for a protein of 521 amino acids. Gene Ontology annotation, cellular component: U12-type spliceosomal complex. Lineage: Eukaryota; Metazoa; Chordata; Aves; Piciformes; Picidae. The transcript has a single exon. Gene Ontology annotation, molecular function: pre-mRNA intronic binding; protein binding; U12 snRNA binding. Gene Ontology annotation, biological process: mRNA splicing, via spliceosome.
CCGCCGCCGGGAGCCCUGCUAUGGCGGCGCCGGGCUGUGAGGAGGCGCGGGCGGCUGGCGGGGGGCUAGGUGCCGGCCCGCCUCACCCCGGCGUUCCGCCUCACCCCGGCGUGGCACGGCGGCGAGGUCGGACGCUGCUGGUGCGGCACCUGCCCGCCGAGCUGACGGCGGCGGAGAAGGAGGAUCUGCUGAAACACUUCGGGGCGGUGGCUGUGCGCGUCCUGUCGGACCGCGGGCGUCUGAAACAUACUGCUUUUGCUACCUUUCCCAGCGAAAAUGCAGCUGUGAAGGCUUUGUCAAGACUGCAUCAGCUGAAACUUUUGGGUCACACCUUAGUGGUUGAAUUUGCGAAGGAGCAAGAUAGUGUGCAGGUACUUAGCCAACCUUCUGUCUCAGAGAAAUGUAGAAGUUCAGAAGAACCAGUGAAAGAAGAAGAGAAGAAAGAACCAACCUGUGUCACAAUAGAAAGUGGAAUUGCACCUAACCAUGGCCUCACCUUUCCCAUCAAUUCUUGCCUCAAAUAUUUGUAUCCACCACCUUCAAGUACAAUUCUAGCAAAUAUAGCAAAUGCCUUGGCAAGCGUGCCCAAAUUUUAUGUCCAGGUACUUCAUCUUAUGAAUAAAAUGCAUCUUCCUCCACCUUUUGGACCAAUUACUGCUCGCCCUCCUAUGUAUGAAGAUUAUUUACCAGUGCCUGUGCCACCUCCCCCAAUCCCACCUUUGCCUCCUGAAGCACCUCCUUUGCCUGAAGAGGAAGAGCCACUAUCUAGUGGAGAGGAAUCAGAAUAUGAAAGUGACAAUGAGGAGGAAAAGGAGAGAAUGACCAAGUUGAUGGAAUUAGCCAACCUUCGGCCUAAAAGACCAAUCAGCACGAAGAAGCCUGGUGUUAGAAAAAAGCAAAGAAUUCAAGACUUGCUGAAUGUUCCCCUGUGUGCUCCCCACAGGAAUUUGCACCCUACGCUGUCACCGUCGGAUGUCUUUGAGCGGCCACAGCACGGAGGUCAUAGGAAAAUAGAAUUCCAUAUUACUGCAGACAUCCCAGCUGUUCUUCAGAACAACUCCGAAAAGGAAAAGAAUGACCUUUAUGCAGCUGCAGAGGAAAUCAACAACACAGGCUUUGGAAAGAUUUUCCCAGCUCCUGGCUCAAAUGAUAAAAUGGAAACUGAAGAGGAAGAGGAUGAAAUACCAUCAGAAUUUAUUUCUAGAAGAGAGCUAGAAAGAAACAGGCUUUCUAGAGAAGAACUGGAAACAUUCUCUGUCUUCAAAAACUAUGAGCCAGGUGAUCCAAACUGCAGGCUGUAUGUGAAGAAUUUAGCUAAACAAGUUCAAGAAAAGGAUCUGAAGUUCAUUUUUGGAAGAUAUGUGGACUUCCAAUCAGAAGUGGAACGGAAUAUGUUUGACAUACGUGUGAUGAAAGAAGGCCGUAUGAAGGGACAAGCUUUCGUUGGACUUCCUGAUGAAAAAGCAGCUGCUAAAGCUUUACAAGAAGCAAAUGGAUAUGUCUUGUUUGAAAAACCCAUGGUGGUUCAAUUUGCUCGUUCAGCUAGACCAAAGCAGGAUGCCAAUGAAGGGAAAAGGCAAAAGUAGAACACUGCACAAGGUCCCUUGUGUGUUUCAUCUCAUUCAAGUAUUAUCAGCCUGAGGGGAG